AUGGACAUCUACAAGAUCCGAUUAGCUACGUUCGAGAAACAAGAGAAGGAGCCAAAGCUUAACCGCGUUCUCGACCGUCUAGACACACCAUACGAACGUAUGCGUUUCCUUGCGAAUAGGUUCUCGAGAACUAAUGCGUAUGGCGUCAAGGUGUUCCUAAGAUGGAGAGAAGACGCAAUAAAAGGACCGAAGAAGGGGGAAGACGUUCUGAAGUAG
Messenger RNA from Penicillium longicatenatum, 216 nucleotides. RefSeq lists its product as uncharacterized. Bases 1 to 216 code for a protein of 71 amino acids. The transcript has 2 exons. The record is from RefSeq and is a predicted model, not a curated record. Lineage: Eukaryota; Fungi; Ascomycota; Eurotiomycetes; Eurotiales; Aspergillaceae.